AUGACUACGCCACGCAAUCCUGAGAUGGCUGCUCCCGCCUACGACGACGCAGAGAAGGGCUUGCACGAGACUCCGCAGCACCAAAUGACAGUGGUUCAAUACGACUAUCCUAAGGACGAGAAGAAGGACCCCAGCCUGAUUACCCCAACCGUCAUCCCAGCUCCUUCACCGCCGAAGCCGUCAGCCCCGAAGCCUGUCUCAAAGAGAAGAAAGGUGUCAAACUGGAUUGUCUUUCAGUUGUGGUUCAACACAUACAGGAAACUUUUCACCUUUGUGUUCACCUUGAACAUGAUCGGCAUCGGUCUAGCAGCGUCCGGACACUGGCCAUACGCCAUUCAGUUCAAUGGCGCUAUGGCGCUUGGCAACCUCAAUUUUGCCGUUCUUAUGCGUAACGAGGUAUUUGGUCGGUUCCUCUACCUUUUCGUCAAUACUCUCUUCGCCAAGUGGACCCCAUUAAAGUGGCGUCUGGGCUGCACAUCCGUCCUUCAGCAUCUCGGCGGUAUUCACAGCGGAUGCGCUGUCUCUGGAAUUUCCUGGCUAUUGCUGAAGGUUGUUCGGAACUGGAUAAAUCGCGACGUCCAACCCAACCCUAUCCUCGUAAUGGGUACGGUCACCAACCUCUCCCUGAUUAUCGCGGCAAUCAGUGCAUUCCCCUGGGUACGCAACACUCACCAUAACGUCUUCGAACGCCACCAUCGUUUCGUUGGCUGGACUGCUCUCAUCCUCACCUGGAUCUUCACGUUACUUGGUGACUCAUUCGACACUACCACGCAAACAUGGAACUCCAAUGGUAUGCACAUCGUCCAUCAGCAGGACUUCUGGUACACCAUGGGUAUGAGCGUGGUCAUCGUUCUUCCAUGGAUCUGUACUCGUAAAGUCGACGUGGAUAUUGAACUGCCAUCGCCCAAGGUCGCCAUUCUGCGAUUCAAGCGCGGGAUGCAGCAAGGGCUGCUUGCUCGUGUGAGUCGCUCUGCCGUCAUGGAGUACCACGCCUUUGGUAUCAUAUCUGAGGGGACGCACGCAAAAUACCACUACCUCAUCUGCGGUGUGCAGGGCGAUUUCACUCGCAGCCUUGUAAAUGACCCGCCCCGACAAAUCUGGACGCGAGAGCUAAAGUUCGCCGGUGUCUCGAAUACUUCCACGCUCUACAAGCGUGGUAUCCGGAUAUGCACUGGUACCGGCUUGGGCGCUGCGCUUUCCACUUGUCUGCAGAGCCCUAAUUGGUAUCUAAUUUGGAUUGGCUCCGACCAAGAAAAGACGUUCGGACCUACCAUCAGCGGCCUGAUUCACCGCCACAUUGGCCCUGAGCGUCUGCUGCUGUGGGACAGCAAGGUACGGGGUGGAAGACCCGACACCAUGAAGAUUCUGAAAGAGGUCUAUCGAGAGUGGAAUGCUGAAGUGGUGUUCAUCACGUCGAACUGGCUCGGAAACAAGGAAAUCCAAGAAGGAUGCAAGGAAGCUGGGAUCCCCGCGUUUGGGACACUCUGGGAUUUCGUGCGUACUUUCCAUCUCUCUUGCUGA
Molecule: messenger RNA, 1521 nt
Organism: Stereum hirsutum FP-91666 SS1
Lineage: Eukaryota; Fungi; Basidiomycota; Agaricomycetes; Russulales; Stereaceae
Exons: 13
Coding region: 1-1521 (506 amino acids)
Source: RefSeq, a predicted model, not a curated record